Lachancea nothofagi CBS 11611 is the source of this 666-nucleotide messenger RNA. The record is from the annotation of a GenBank genome assembly. Lineage: Eukaryota; Fungi; Ascomycota; Saccharomycetes; Saccharomycetales; Saccharomycetaceae.
AUGGAAGAUAAUACUCUUGACAAUUCCACCAUAAAUAAACUCAUUCCCGAGAUAUUCAAUCAAAUGCGUUCAAAUCUCAGCAUGGCACCAUCUACCAAGGGUAUAAAACCUUUUGUCUCCACGAAGACACCUUCAAGCAUAACCACACAAUCACUAUUAGAGGAAAGCAAGUGUCUAGAUGAGAUACUUCCUGUGAUUCAUAAACUUGAGAGCUCAUUGCAUAGUGCCGGGCCCCAACAUCUAAGGAGAAUCAAAGAAACCUGCGAAUCAACUAACAAGAUACUAGAUACUUGGAUUCGUAUUCAAUCUCAAGCCGGUUACGCUUAUGACAUGAUGAAUGACAGCUCGUACCUGGAGUAUAUUACAGCUGCUCAAAAAAACGAUGCUCUUACACCCCAGACUUACCUUGAGCAAAAGGAAGCUCAGAUAACUGAUUUAAACCACACCCUCGAUGAAGCACGCCGGGCACGUGAAGUAGAUGAUCUGGGACAAGUUCAACGGGAAACGAAUGGAAAACUUUUAGUGCAACGUGGUAGGAAACCCGUCACUGCUAGUCGAGCACCAAGAGGCGGAAUGAAAAAGCCUAGCGGAAUUCCCAGGAGUACUUCAAGAAUAACAAAAACUCUCGCCAAGACAGGGCGUCCAGGAAACCGAAACCCUCGCUAG